Messenger RNA from Nomia melanderi (Alkali bee), 1233 nucleotides. RefSeq names its product odorant receptor 13a-like. Gene Ontology annotation, biological process: sensory perception of smell; detection of chemical stimulus involved in sensory perception of smell. Lineage: Eukaryota; Metazoa; Arthropoda; Insecta; Hymenoptera; Halictidae. Gene Ontology annotation, cellular component: plasma membrane. The record is from RefSeq and is a predicted model, not a curated record. Gene Ontology annotation, molecular function: olfactory receptor activity; odorant binding.
AUGUACGACCGAACACCGGACGCAGAGACGAGCUGCCUGAAAAACAUCGAUCAUGAGAACGACCUGAAGUACACGUUGGAGAUGUGCCAAUGGGUGUUGAAGCCGCUCGGCGUGUGGACUCUGAUCUACCACCGCGUCAGCAACGCGGAGAGAGUUGUCUCGGUGUUGCUGGCGUUGCUCUGCCUUUUCGGUCUCCUCUUCAUGAUCGUGCCGUCACUGUACAACAUCUUUUUCAUAGAGAAGAAUAUACAGACUAAAGUGAAGCUGAUCGGCCCGAUCGGCGUCUGCAUGUUCUCCACGGUGAAGUACUGCUACAUCGGCGCGAACCGGAAGCUCUUGGGCCGGUGCAUCGAGCACGUGGAGAAGGAUUGGAGAACGGUGGACGAGCAGGACCACCGAGCCAUCAUGCUGAAGCAGGCGGGCAUCAGCAGACACCUGAUCAUCGUGUGCAUGGUCUUCUUCUACUCCGGAGGCAUGUCCUAUCAGACGCUGAUGCAGUUCUCGUCGAAGCUGACGCGCAAACCGAACGUCACCGUGAAACCGCUCCCUUAUCCCAGCUUCGAGUUCCUCGACGUUCAGAACAGCCCCACCUACGAGAUCGUGUUUUGCCUUCAGGCGUUCGGGGCGAUGAUCAUGUUCACCGCCACGAUCGCUGCGUACAGUCUGGCCGCGACCUUCGUCACGCACAUAUGCGGACAGAUCCAGAUACAGAUAUUGCGAUUGGAGAGAUUGAUCGGUGAAAGGCAGGGGUGGAACAGUUUCCAGGAACGCAUGACGGUCAUCGUUAGGGAUCACGUCCAGGUGCUGAGGUUUUCUAAGAAUGUCGACGAAGCCUUCCGGGAGAUAUGCUUGACAGAGCUCAUGUCAUCAACGUUUGCCAUGUGUUUGCUCGAAUACUACUGUCUAAUGGAAUGGAGGAACAGCGACACGAUCGCGACAGUCACGUAUUUUAUGUUGUUGAUCUCCUUCACUUUCAAUGUACUAAUAUAUUGUUACGUGGGUGAACUGCUAUCCGAUCAGUGUAGCCAAAUCGGUCAAGCUUCCUACAACAUUUGUUGGUACAGUUUGCCAGCGAAGAAGGCCUACAGUUUCGUCCUGCUAGAAGCCAUAUCCCUCUACCCGCCAAAACUCACAGCUGGAAAAAUAAUUGAGCUCUCUAUAAACACAUUCGGCGUCGUGGUGAAGACAUCUGUAGUUUACUUCAACCUGCUUCGAACUGUUACCAUUUGGUAA